GUCCUUACGAAAUAAACAAAUUGGGGUCCUUUCUUGCGAUAGGCUAGCUGUCGAAACCGUGUUACGAGUCACAUUGUUUUACACAACUGUGGUAAAUUAACAAAAAUAACACCAAUAUAUGUCGAUUAGAUUGUUUUGGGGAUGUUGAUAAAAUCGAAGUUUCCUUUGGUUUGGUCAUUUACGCCCUAACUGUCCCAGUAGUUGUGUUUUAUAACGUCGAAGGGUUUUUUUUUCGGUCGCCGUCAACACAGCAGUAGCGUUAGCAAAGCAACCAAGCUAACGUUGUCAAAACCCACGUAACGUUAAUUCUGAUAUUUAGCUAGCUAGCCAAACAAAAUAAGAGGGAGGCGUUGAUGAGCAGUAAUGUCUGGCAUCGCUCUUAGCAGACUGUCCCAGGAGCGCAAAGCCUGGAGGAAAGACCAUCCGUUUGGUUUUGUUGCUGUGCCCACGAAGAAUCCUGAUGGGACCAUGAAUCUGAUGAACUGGGAGUGUGCCAUUCCUGGGAAGAAAGGAACCUUGUGGGAGGGAGGACUUUACAAACUCAGAAUGCUGUUCAAAGAUGACUACCCUUCUUCACCACCCAAAUGCAAGUUUGAGCCACCAAUAUUCCACCCAAAUGUCUACCCAUCUGGAACAGUGUGUCUGUCCAUCCUGGAGGAGGACAAAGACUGGAGGCCUGCCAUCACCAUCAAACAGAUCCUGUUGGGUAUCCAGGAGCUGCUGAAUGAGCCCAACAUUCAAGACCCAGCACAAGCAGAGGCGUACACAAUUUACUGUCAGAACAGGAUGGACUAUGAGAAGCGGGUAAGGGCACAGGCCAAGAAGUUUGCCCCCACAUAGAGAGGAGAGCUGGCCUCGCCUGAGCAGCCUGGACGGACUGCUGGAGGUUACAAACUGGAGGCAGGCAGCACCUGAUGGACCACUCCAAUAAGAAUCCAGUUUAGAGUAUUAUACUAUUACACAGGUUUUCUUCUUCUUCUUUUUUGAAAACAACAAAACGUUCAUUAAGAAAUAUUCAUGCAUUUUUAAUGCAUAGCUGGUGAUCCUAGAACUCUGCUGUCAACACAACCUUUUGCUAUUUGUAACUCUUGUAUAAUUCAUAUCUCCGGUCUUUUCAUGAGUGCUGCUCAGCUCACUCCUGCCUCUCAUUGAUUCUGUAAGUCCUAUUAAUUUAUCGACAGAGCUGUAGAGAUAAGAAGUCCAAACCACUCUGUGUGUAGUUCAGUCGGUUGUGGCGGAGGAGGAGAUUUUGUUUAUUCUUACACUUCCAGUUUUUUUUAUUUUAUUUGAUCAAACCCCAGAAGUAUUGUAGAUAGUGGCCGUGAAACGGGGACAAAGCAGUCAGACACACGAGGGAAGUCACUCCUCCCGUUGUCAGGGUUGGGAAUCGAAAUCUGGUUCAAAAUUAGAACCCAAUACAAGAUGCCAAGAAGUGUGUGUGUGUGUGUGUGUGUGUGUGUGUGUGUGUGUGUGUGUGUGUGUGUGUGUGUGUGUGUGGAAAAAAGAAAAGAGAGGUCUAGUUCCUAAACAACUACACAUUGGCAAAGCGAUACAUUUUGUGUUGUUUAGACAGUAUUGGGAAGAGUUGCAAGCAUGCGAGUCAGCUGUGCGCCAUGAGCCACAUUUUCUACUUUGCUGUCGUCGCAGCCCCCCCCCCCUCUCUCUCUCUCUCUCUCUCUCGCUCUCUCUCACUAAAACACACACACACACACACACAUCAUCACCAUUCUCAACCCAGUUGUAUGUUGUUUUUUUUCCCCCAAAGACGCAGUGAAUGUUCUUUUGCGUUUCGGCUCGUAUGUUGUUUUUAUUGACCGCCACCUCGUGUAUGAAGUAAACGUGGCUGCCUGUGUCUGUUUCUGUGCAGCGUUCUGAGCAGACACGGGCAGAGGGGAGCGCAAAGUCUCGGCGAGAAAACGCAGGUGCAGUAAUGAUAUGAAUAAAUAUGAACUGUGUAAAAGUUUUUUUUUUAAAUACACCCCGCCCCUCAAAUAAUCGGGAAUCAAGAAUCGUUAAGAACCUGAAUCGAUAAGCAGAAUUGGCAUCAGAACAGCUGAAAUCCAAACAAGACCCAACCUUGCUCGUUGUUCUCCAGAUCCCUUGUUUUUGUUCCCGUCACAUACGCCUCACAUUUGAGUUCCCAGAAAGGCAUCAAAAGAAUACUGUCAAGUCGCCAACUUCAGGUAAAAGACAAUCCUGGCACUUUUUAUAUCGGUUAGUAGCGAAACCAACUCAGAGAAGGGAAGACUUGCGAGAGAUAAAUGGGGCCCGUGAGCCAGGGCUUUGCUUUAAAAUAAUCUUACAUUUCAGCGGAGCUAAGAUAAGCUUACAGUGUGUUCACACCCAGGCGAAGCGAUGUUUCACAUCACUUUAAUCGCGUGAGUUUGAUCGCAGAAUCACAUUGGGAUCAUUUGUUUACUCACUUUACCCGCGUUGCUCGUGCCGGUGUAGAGCUGUAGAGCUUACCAGGUAGUCCAACUUCCUUGCUUACUUUUCCUUCUCUUUUGUCCGUUCUCUGUACAAAUAAUGAGGUACUAUAGAGCUCUGGGUGCAGACAGCUACAGUUUGUACCUUCAUUUCUGAUACCACAAUUUCAGGACAUCAGGAGGAUCUAAACACUGAUUGGCUUUCGCGACACAGCGCCAUGCGGAUUUCUCCCUGCAUUUUUGGCUGCAGGUUUGCGUCUUUGCAUUGACUUUGCAUGUAAUGGUGUCGCCGAAUUCGGGCGAAAAUGCUUGGGUGGGAACACGCCAUGAGUGUUCAGAUUCUUUUUGUGAAUCCAACUGGGAGUAAAGCUAUUUGUCAGUUACAGUUUCAGUGUUGAACUACAUGCACAUUCAACACCAGUUUGUCAUUUGCUUCCCAAAGCGCUACAAUAUGAGAUAGAGGAGAACUUGUGUUGUAAGAUAGAGAAGUUGCAUUGUUACAAAAACGUUUGCUGUGUGUGUUUUUGUUUUGGCGCUCAAUCAGUUAGACAUAGCCUAGCAUACCAUCACUUGUGGUUAUUUUCUCCCACAAUGCUCACAAAAUGAAUACAAACCUGUAUAAAUCAUGAAGCUAUUAAAUGUUCAAGUCAAUCUGGCAAACAGAAGCUGAAGGAUCCUCAUUGGAAUGGCCUCUCAACCAGCAAGGACGACAUUUGAAAGUGCACUUGAGAGUAAGCGCAGACCUGAGAUUUUUUUGCCUCUAAAUAUACGAGUGCAUGUACAUAAUAUAAAUAAUGACAAAUUGUGGAAGUUAUGUUUUAUAUUGUUUUAGCCAGUUGACAUUUGUGUGUGGUAUUAUAACAAAGAACACAAUAAAUGGCAUAAAAUUGUGAAAUAAAGUUGAAUAAAAGGAAUGUUUUGUGGU
Messenger RNA from Perca flavescens (yellow perch), 3351 nucleotides. Its product is annotated as SUMO-conjugating enzyme UBC9. The coding region runs from base 364 to 840 and encodes 158 amino acids. NCBI's taxonomy places the organism in Eukaryota, Metazoa, Chordata, Actinopteri, Perciformes, Percidae. The record is from RefSeq and is a predicted model, not a curated record. The transcript is spliced from 7 exons.